AUGAUUGGGGAGCUUUCAUGGCUUGGAGCUUUUGCUUGUUCUAUCCUGACAAAGUCAGAGCUGUGGUCAACCUCAGUGUGCCUUACAUUGCCAUGAAUCCUAAUAAAAAAUUCAUGCAAGGGUUUAGGGAUUACUAUGGGGACUUGUACUACAUGUGUAGGUUUCAGGCAAUAGGAGAGAUGGAAGACGAGUUCGCAUCAAUGGACACUGCAGAUGUACUAAAAAUUCUUUAUUCAUCUUUUGGAUUGGAUCCUUUAAUGAUACCUCUAGAGAAAGAUGGAGGAUUCAAGAGUUUACCAAUUCCCAAAACAUUACCCUCUUGGCUAACAGAUGAAGUCCUCGGCUGCUAUACCAAGCUGUUCAGGAAGAGUGGCUUUACUGGAGGAUUGAGCUAUUAUCGAGCUUUGGACAUAUCAUGGAAGCUCCUGUUACCUUGGAAAGAUGCAAAAGUGAAAGUUCCAGCAAAGUUCAUAGCUGGGGCGAAUGACCAUCCACUACAUUUUGAAGGAAUGAAAGAUUACAUAUUUAUUAAUGGUGGCUUCAAAAAAGAUGUGCCCUCACUUGAAGAAGUGGUUAUAAUUCAAGAUGUGCCUCACUUUGCCAACCAAGCUAAACCAGAUGAGAUUAGUGGACAUAUUUAUGAAUUUUUCAAGAAAUACUAAUCGAUGGUUUAUGUAUUUUCUGGGUUGUUCCCUUAAUUGUUCUCUCUUCUAGCUACCAUUGUUUUUGUUCUUGUUUUGUAAUGUUUAAUUGUUCUUGUUGUAUGCUGCUUUUCUUGCGGUGUUUUUUGUUUCAAUAACUUCAGCCUUAAUUCUGGCUUCAAUAAUAAAUGUGAACUUUCUUUUA
Molecule: messenger RNA, 846 nt
Organism: Cannabis sativa
Lineage: Eukaryota; Viridiplantae; Streptophyta; Magnoliopsida; Rosales; Cannabaceae
Exons: 3
Coding region: 18-662 (214 amino acids)
Molecular function (GO): hydrolase activity
Source: RefSeq, a predicted model, not a curated record